This is a messenger RNA of Sinocyclocheilus grahami, 1202 nucleotides long. Its product is annotated as 3 beta-hydroxysteroid dehydrogenase/Delta 5-->4-isomerase-like. NCBI's taxonomy places the organism in Eukaryota, Metazoa, Chordata, Actinopteri, Cypriniformes, Cyprinidae. The record is from RefSeq and is a predicted model, not a curated record. Gene Ontology annotation, molecular function: oxidoreductase activity, acting on the CH-OH group of donors, NAD or NADP as acceptor. Gene Ontology annotation, biological process: steroid biosynthetic process. The transcript is spliced from 3 exons. The coding region runs from base 50 to 1159 and encodes 369 amino acids.
UAUAUAAUACAAAGUGUUAUCCAGGAGUGAAGUGCUGGUGGCACUUGCCAUGACUCUGUCAGGAGAUGUGUGUGUUGUGACAGGAGCCUGCGGGUUUCUGGGAGAAAAGCUGGUCAGGCUGUUGCUGGAAGAGGAGAAGCUUUCUGAGAUCCGACUGCUGGAUAGAAACAUCCAGUCUGAGCUAAUACUGUCUCUUGAUGAUUGCAAGGGAGAAACUAAAGUGAGUGUUUUUGAGGGGGAUAUCAGGGACUGUGAGCUACUGAGAAGAGCCUGUAAAGGAGCAGCACUUGUUUUCCACACUGUAUCUCUCAUCGAUGUCAUUGGAGCAGUUGAAUACAGUGAAUUAUAUGGAGUUAAUGUCAAAGGAACACAGCUGCUGCUCGAGACCUGCAUCCAAGAAAACGUGGCCUCCUUCAUUUACACUAGCAGCAUUGAGGUGGCUGGUCCCAAUCCCCACGGUGAUCCAAUAAUUAAUGGCGAUGAGGACACCCCUUACUCCUCCUGUCUUAAGUUUAGCUACAGCAAAACCAAGCAGGAGGCUGAACAGAUUUGCCUUCAGGCCAAUGGAGAGCUGCUCCGUAAUGGAAAUCAUCUGGCUACCUGUGCACUGAGGCCCAUGUACAUCUAUGGACCAGGCUGUCGAUUUACUUUAGGCCACAUGAGGGAUGGACUCCGCAAUGGAAAUGUGCUGCUGAGAACAUCACGACGUGAGGCGAAAGUGAAUCCUGUAUAUGUGGGAAACGCAGCCCUGGCACAUAUGCAAGCAGGUCGGGCUCUCAAAGAUUCCCAGAAAAGGGCUGUGGUGGCUGGAAACUUCUAUUACAUCUCAGACGACACGCCUCCUGUAAGCUACUCAGACUUUUACUAUGCUGUUCUUUCACCAUUAGGCUUUGGGAUACAAGAGCGGCCCAUUCUGCCCUUCUCACUUCUGUAUCUUCUGUCGUUCCUCAUGGAAUUACUGCACAUUGUGCUCCGACCCUUCCUGAAGUUCACUCCUCCCUUAAACGGGCAGCUACUGACCAUGUUAAACACACCCUUUAGUUUCUCGUAUCAACAGGCCCACAGGGAUUUUGGAUAUAGCCCUCGCUAUGACUGGGAAGAGGCACGUAAGUGCACCAGUGACUGGUUAGCAUCUGUCUUACCCACAGAGAGACAAUGAAUCAACUUGACAUAAAUUAACAGCAUGUUUAAAAACGGUCAUG